AUGACUAGGGUUUUUUACUUAGAUGAAGUCGAGCGAUUUGCCUUGAAUUCUCCUUGGCUGCCUAGUUCGGUAAAUGGGCCUUUAUUGGGAGAUGUGAAAAAAUAUUGUUUUUUCAUCAAAAUUGAUAAUCUUACUACAUGCGUUACACGAAUUCACAAAUCAUAUUUUGCUACUUUCCGUCACAAUGAACACAAGAAAUUUAUCUGGGGAAAUGAACAACUUAUUUAUUCUGAUGAUGGAUCUCACUUUCUAGCAACUGUCGUAUAUAUAAAUGAUCAUUGGGACUUUAUCUUGUUCAAAGCAGAUACCGAUGUUAAAGGCGAUGGACCUCCAAUUUCUCACUCCGUUAGGGCAGGUGAUGAAAUUAUUCUCUACGGUCGUGGGAAGGAUGGAUCAAUAACUGGUCCUCAACAAGGAAGUAUUCAUUCACAUGAAGAGAUUUUUGGAGAGAAUGACGUAUACGCAAAAUUUUUGGUUGGAACUAUUCAAACUAACGAUGGCGAUAGUGGCGGUGCAGUUUUUGACUCAAAAGGAUUGUUAGCGAUGAAUGUAGGGCGAACUUUUUUUCCUGAUCACCCUCAAAGUAUUGCUACAAAUAAGGCUGCUUAUUUCAAUCCAUUUAACUUUAUGGUGUUGGCAUCGAGUAUGAUUUCUGUUGUAGACGUAUGA
Messenger RNA from Meloidogyne enterolobii, 669 nucleotides. The record is from the annotation of a GenBank genome assembly. NCBI's taxonomy places the organism in Eukaryota, Metazoa, Nematoda, Chromadorea, Rhabditida, Meloidogynidae.